UCGGUGACGUCAGCGUUCGCUGAUGCUACAGCAUAUCACCUCCAAAACAUCCUAAGAUAUCACACACAGCUUGCUACAUACUUCGUAUCCGAUCCUCAUCGCUGUUCUCCCCCUGAAGCCAUCGGCAAUUACUACUGCGGUUAUGACGACGGCCAGAGGCCGGAUGUUACGCCAUCAACAAAAGAGAAAACGAUCGAAGACGUGUCGCCAGUGGUUGAGAGCGAAAAACCAUCCCCAAUGGCGAAUCAGGAGCCUAUCGCGAUGUGCGUAGGUAAAAACGCUACUCGUUCUUCGUCAUCGAUCACUGGCGACCAGUGCAGCAUCUGUCGGCAGUGA
Molecule: messenger RNA, 336 nt
Organism: Soboliphyme baturini
Lineage: Eukaryota; Metazoa; Nematoda; Enoplea; Dioctophymatida; Soboliphymatidae
Source: the annotation of a GenBank genome assembly